AUGGUUUCAACUAAUGUUCAAGUUGCUCGAUGGACUGCACUAGCCCUUGGGAUUACUUAUGGUUUUGUACGUAAAAAAUCAUUGGUUAGCUCUGAGGCAAAGAAAAAGGAGAUAGCUGAAUAUAAACAUAAAGAGGCACUAAUUAAUGAAGCUAAAGCUGCGUAUGCCGCUUCAAUUGCAUCUAAAAAUCUCGAUGAUCCAAAUGAUCCCAACUUUGAUUUAGAAAAACUUCUUAAACAUGCCGAAAAACAACAAUAG
Molecule: messenger RNA, 258 nt
Organism: Funneliformis mosseae
Lineage: Eukaryota; Fungi; Glomeromycota; Glomeromycetes; Glomerales; Glomeraceae
Source: the annotation of a GenBank genome assembly